Molecule: messenger RNA, 3312 nt
Organism: Penicillium alfredii
Lineage: Eukaryota; Fungi; Ascomycota; Eurotiomycetes; Eurotiales; Aspergillaceae
Exons: 4
Coding region: 1-3312 (1103 amino acids)
Biological process (GO): nucleosome organization; regulation of transcription by RNA polymerase II
Cellular component (GO): nucleus; chromatin
Molecular function (GO): ATP-dependent chromatin remodeler activity; nucleosome binding; DNA binding
Source: RefSeq, a predicted model, not a curated record
AUGGCUCCCGCCCCAACUUCUGAUCCGCCGUCUCAGGCAGAUACGCCCAUGACCGACGCAAAUGAUGACCCUGUUACCACGGUGCCUGUUGAUAGCGCAGACGCGCAGAUGACGGUAGGUGAUGCUCGUUCUCCCGAUCCUGCUUCGCGCAGCACCUGUCGCAUCGAUGCCUACGCGCAAUUGCAUGAUUCGGAUACGAACCCCAACACUACGGCGAGCAGCGUUGCGGGCGACGCGGCUACGCCAGAUGGUCGGAGACGGAGAUCGGAGGCCGUUCAAUUGAGAAAAAGUAUUUUGGGCAAGAAGCACGGCCGUUUGGAUGAGUCGAAGACGAACCCCAACCCGCGAAUCAAAGAAAUCAUGGCCGAGAUUGACCGACAGAACGCGGAGAAAGAGGCGAAAGCACGAAAGGGAUCUUCGCGCUCUGGAGGUGCAGGCGGUGACCGGCGCCGCAGGACGGAGCAGGAGGAAGAUGCUGAACUUCUGAGAGAUGAGAAGCAUGGCGGCGGAACGACCACAGUCUUCCGAGAGUCCCCGGCUUUCAUUCACGGUGAACUGCGUGAUUAUCAGAUUGCUGGCUUGAACUGGCUUGUGUCCCUUCAUGAGAACGGUAUCUCUGGUAUCCUGGCCGAUGAAAUGGGUCUUGGGAAAACCCUCCAGACCAUUUCGUUCCUGGGAUAUUUGCGCUACGUUUGCGAAAUCACCGGACCUCAUCUGAUCGCCGUGCCGAAAUCAACCCUCGACAACUGGAAGCGGGAAUUCGCGAAGUGGACUCCUGAUAUCGAUGUCCUUGUGUUGCAGGGCAACAAGGAAGAACGGCAACAGUUGGUCAAUGAGCGCUUGGCUGAUGAGAACUUCGAUGUUUGCAUUACCAGCUACGAAAUGAUCCUCCGUGAAAAGUCGCACUUAAAAAAGUUCGCUUGGGAAUACAUCAUCAUCGACGAGGCCCACCGAAUCAAGAACGAGGAGUCUUCUUUGUCGCAAAUCAUCCGUCUUUUCAACUCCCGUAAUCGGCUGCUAAUUACCGGAACCCCGCUGCAGAACAACCUUCAUGAGCUGUGGGCUCUGCUCAACUUUCUGCUCCCGGACGUCUUCGGCGACUCGGAGGCUUUUGACCAGUGGUUUUCGAGUCAGGAGUCCGACCAGGACACUGUGGUGCAGCAACUUCACCGUGUCUUACGUCCCUUCCUGCUUCGCCGCGUCAAGAGCGAUGUCGAAAAGAGUCUUUUGCCCAAGAAGGAACUCAACCUUUACGUGCCCAUGUCUGAGAUGCAAGUGAAGUGGUACCAAAAGAUUCUGGAGAAGGAUAUCGAUGCAGUCAACGGUGCUGCAGGGAAGCGCGAGUCCAAGACGCGCCUGUUGAACAUUGUCAUGCAGUUGCGGAAAUGUUGCAACCACCCCUAUCUCUUCGAGGGAGCUGAACCCGGUCCUCCGUACACGACCGACGAACACCUUGUCUUCAACUCGGGGAAGAUGUCCUUCCUGGAUAAGAUCCUGAAGCGUAUGAAAGCAGACGGCAGUCGGGUGCUUAUCUUCUCCCAGAUGAGCCGUGUUCUGGAUAUUCUGGAGGAUUACUGUGUGUUCCGUGAAUACGAAUACUGCCGUAUCGACGGCACCACCGCUCAUGAGGACCGUAUUGCUGCAAUCGAUGAAUACAACAAGCCGGACUCCGAGAAAUUCGUUUUCCUUCUCACGACGAGAGCAGGCGGUCUGGGAAUUAACCUGACCUCGGCUGAUGUCGUGGUACUCUUUGAUAGCGACUGGAACCCACAGGCUGACCUCCAAGCCAUGGAUCGUGCGCACCGGAUUGGGCAGACCAAGCAGGUGAAGGUUUUCCGUUUCGUCACAGAGAACGCGAUUGAAGAAAAAGUCCUUGAGCGCGCCGCUCAGAAACUGCGCCUUGAUCAACUUGUCAUUCAACAAGGCCGUGCUCAGCAACAAUCCAACAAAGCUGCCUCAAAGGAUGAGCUGCUCGGUAUGAUUCAACAUGGCGCCGCUAAUGUUUUCAACACCCAAGGUGCUAGUGGAGGCGCCACCGCGUCAAAGGACAUUUCCGAGGACGACAUCGACUCCAUCUUGCGAAGAGGCGAAGAGCGAACUGCUGAAUUGAACAAGAAGUACGAAAAGCUUGGUAUCGACGAUCUGCAGAAAUUCAGCUCCGAGAGCGCAUACGAGUGGAAUGGGAAGGACUUCACCGAGAAAAAGAAAGAUAUUGGCAUCAGCUGGAUUAACCCGGCCAAGCGUGAACGCAAGGAACAGUUUUACUCCAUUGACAAGUACUACCGCCAGGCCCUGGCCACCGGAGGUCGGACGGCCGACUCCAAGCCCAAGGUUCCACGUGCGCCCAAACAAAUUACCGUUCACGACUGGCAAUUCUUCCCGCCUGGGUUGCAGGAGCUCCAAGAAAAGGAGACCGCUAAUUUCCACAAAGAGAUCGGUUACAAGGCCCCGCUGCCCGAGGGCCCAGAGGAGGAGCUCAGCGAACGAGAGGCCGAGCGGGAUCUCGAGCAGCAAGAGAUUGACAAUUCUCAGCCGCUGACCGAGGAAGAGCAAGCCGAAAAGGCCCGCAUGUCGGAGGAGGGCUUCUCCAACUGGAACCGUCGUGAUUUCCAGCAGUUUGUUAACGGGUCAGCCAAGUUUGGGCGAACGGACUAUGUGGGCAUUUCCACCGAAGUGGACAGCAAGGAACCGGAGGAAAUCGAGGAAUAUGCGGAUGUUUUCUGGCGGCGAUACACGGAGAUCCAGGAUUACCCCAAGUACCUGCGGGUGAUCGACCAAGGCGAGGAGAAACUGCGCAAGAUGAACCACCAGCGCAGGAUGCUCCGCAAAAAGUUGGAGAUGUACCGAGUGCCUCUCCAGCAGCUUAAGAUCAACUACACUGUGUCCACCACCAACAAGAAGGUCUACACUGAGGAGGAGGACCGAUUCCUGCUGGUCAUGCUGGACAAGUAUGGCGUUGAGGGAGACGGCCUGUACGAAAAAAUCCGGGACGAGGUCCGUGAAUCACCGCUUUUCCGCUUCGACUGGUUCUUCCUGAGCCGCACUCCGGUUGAGAUCGGUCGUCGAUGCACUACUCUGUUGAACACCGUGGCCAAGGAGUUCGAGCCCAACGGCGAGGGCAAGGGCCGUGGUCGGGACCGCGAAGAGGAUGAGGAGAACGACGCUUCGCCUCCUGCGAAGAAGAAGGCCAAGAAUGGCGCUGUGCAAAACAAGCAGGCCAAGACUAAGGCCGGCAGCAAGACUGCAUCGACUGCGACAUCGCGCGCGGCGAGUGUGUCGAACGCACCCAAGUCCAAAAGUCGAAAGAGGUGA